AUGAAGCCAAUCAAGGAUGAUACAUUGGAAUCAGCAGAGAGCAUCUGGAGGAAGACUUCUGGGAGCAAUGUGAAGGACAAGGAUCCAGCUGCUCUAAAUGAAGAGAUGUCCUUAGACAUGGCCAUUUCAAAAGGAGAGCUGGAAACAAAAAGCAAUGUUGGAGAGGUGGCCAUUAAAAGGUUUCCUCGGAACCGCAUCUGGCAUUGGAGCGAGCUGCCCGACGGCACCAGCGCUCCCCUGGAGAUUGUCCUGCUGGACAAGGUGUCCACAGGCUUUCCCGGUGUCGUCCAGCUGCUGGAGUGGCUUGAGCUGCCCAGCGACAUUGUGAUGGUGCUGGAGCGGCCAGAGCAGUCUCAGGACCUCCUGCUUUUCAUUCAGGCACGGGGGUUCCUGCGCGAGGAGGUGGCGCGGCAGCUGUUCCGGCAGGUGCUGGAGGCCGUGCGGCACUGCACCAGCUGCAGGGUCCUGCACCGCGAUAUCAAACCAGAGAACAUCCUGGUUGACCUGGCCACCGGGCAGGCCAAAUUGAUUGACUUUGGCUGUGGCACCUACCUGCAAGAGACAGCCUACACUCACUUUGCAGGAACACCAUCAUACAGCCCCCCGGAAUGGACCCGCUUUGGCUGGUACCAUGGCGAGCCAGCUACCAUCUGGUCCCUGGGCAUCCUGCUGCACGAGAUGGUCUGUGGGAAGAUGCCUUUCAGGAGGGGCUGGAACUUCAGCUGGGGCCAGCUCUCACUGCCACAACGGCUCUCUCCAGAGUGCCAAAAUCUGAUUGGGUGGUGUUUAUCCAUGCACCCCUUGGCCAGACCCUCAUUAGAAGAGGUGUUCUGUCAUCCU
Passer domesticus (house sparrow) is the source of this 840-nucleotide messenger RNA. RefSeq names its product serine/threonine-protein kinase pim-1-like. Gene Ontology annotation, molecular function: protein serine/threonine kinase activity; ATP binding. The record is from RefSeq and is a predicted model, not a curated record. NCBI's taxonomy places the organism in Eukaryota, Metazoa, Chordata, Aves, Passeriformes, Passeridae. The annotation marks the transcript as partial. The transcript is spliced from 6 exons. Gene Ontology annotation, biological process: protein autophosphorylation; negative regulation of apoptotic process. Gene Ontology annotation, cellular component: cytoplasm.